AUGGACGAAGAUCAGGGCCCAUCCCAAAUCGUCCCUGGGACCCCUCCCAAGCGGACGAUUGGAGAUCGCCUUCGCAGCACCAAGAACAGAUUCUUCACCAAGGACGGCCUGAUUGGCGACUACGACUAUGCCUUUCUCUUCACCCCGAACCUGCCCUUCAUGAGAAAGAGUCGCAGAUCCGCCCCCUUCUUUGGCCUGAACGACCGGAUGCCUACGCUCUUGGCCAUGUUGCUAGGAUUCCAGCAUUCCCUCGCCAUGUUGGCCGGCAUCAUCACGCCGCCCAUCCUGCUGAGUGGCGCGGCCGGUGCCAACCUCACCGGGGAGAUACAACAAUACCUCGUCUCAACAGCUCUGAUUGUCUCCGGCUUGUUGUCCAUGAUCCAAAUCACCAGAUUCCACAUCUUCAAGACUCCUUAUUACAUCGGAACUGGUUUGAUCUCGGUAGUCGGCAUCUCCUUUGCCAUUAUUCCCGUCGCCCAGGGAGCCCUCUCGCAAAUGUAUGCCAAUGGUUACUGCCCGAUGGACGCCCAGGGAAACAAGCUCCCUUGCCCUGAUGGAUACGGCGCCAUCAUCGGCUCCAGUGCCAUCUGCGCUCUGAUUGAAAUCGCCAUUUCCUUCAUGCCGCCAAAGAUCAUGCUUCGCAUUUUCCCGCCCAUCGUGACUGGCCCGACAGUCAUGCUCAUCGGCAUUCACCUGAUCGAGACUGCCUUCCAGGACUGGAUGGGUGGCUCCGGCCCUUGUGCCAGCCCUACUUCCGACUACUUCGCCAAGUGCCCCAACAUCUCCGCGCCUCAUGCUCUUCCCUGGGGCUCCGCCGAGUACUUGGGCCUGGGAUUUUCCGUCUUCAUCACCAUCAUUCUCUGCGAGCGAUUCGGCGCCCCGAUCAUGAAGUCGACCUCCGUUGUCAUCGGCCUUCUCGUUGGAUGUAUCAUCGCCGCCGCGACUGGCUACUUUGACCGCUCCGGCAUCGACAGUGCCCCUGCUGCCUCUUUCAUCUGGGUGCACACCUUCAAGCUCACCCUUUACGGGCCGCUCAUUCUGCCUUUGCUAGCCGUGUACAUUGUCUGCGCCACGGAGGCCAUUGGAGACAUCAGCGCCACCUGUGAUGUCUCUCGCCUCGAGGUUGAGGGCCGUCUCUUCGAGUCCCGCAUUCAGGGUGGUGUCCUUGCCGACGGCAUCAACGGUAUUCUCGCAGCCCUGAUGACCAUCACUCCCAUGACAACCAGAAAGUUUGCUCAAAACAACGGAGUCAUCGCUCUCACCCGUUGUGCCAACCGCAGCGCCGGCUACUGCUGCUGUUUCUUCCUCAUCAUUAUGGGCGUAUUCGCCAAAUUCGCUGCGUCACUCGUCGCCAUUCCCUCCCCCGUCCUCGGCGGCAUGACCUCGUUCCUCUUCACGGCUGUCGCCGUCUCCGGCAUGGCCAUCAUCACAAAGGGUGUGCCUUUCAACCGACGAAACCGCUUCAUCUUGACCGCUGGUCUCACACUCGGCUACGGCGCCACCCUCGUGCCGACUUACUUUGACAAAGUCUUUACGUAUUCAGGCAACAACCACGCCCUGAAGGGAUUCCUGGACGCCAUUGUACUCGUAAUGGAGACGGGCUUUGCCAUUACGGCGUUCGUCUGCAUGCUUCUCAACUUUGUGCUCGCUGAAGAGAUUGAGGACACGGAGGGUCACGAUAUCAUCCCUACCACCGGAAACGUCACUCCCAAGGACGUCAACGGCGGAGAGAGCGCCCGCGGGGCCGACUCGGAGGAUAUUCAACCCAUCGGGCACAAUCCCAGUGGAAAGCGUGAUGAAAAGCUGUCUUGA
Messenger RNA from Colletotrichum orchidophilum, 1812 nucleotides. RefSeq names its product uracil-xanthine permease. Gene Ontology annotation, cellular component: fungal-type vacuole; membrane. Bases 1 to 1812 code for a protein of 603 amino acids. Lineage: Eukaryota; Fungi; Ascomycota; Sordariomycetes; Glomerellales; Glomerellaceae. Gene Ontology annotation, molecular function: xanthine transmembrane transporter activity. Gene Ontology annotation, biological process: transmembrane transport; xanthine transport. The transcript is spliced from 8 exons. The record is from RefSeq and is a predicted model, not a curated record.